AUUUCUUUUAGGGCUGACGGGAAUAAGGCCUAUUUAUUACAAAUAGGUUCUGAAAAGGUCCCUGUGUACUGUCACAUGACAAGUCUUGGCGAAUGUGGUGGAUAUGGAUGGACGCUGGUUAUGAAAAUGAAUGGCUCAUUAGUAUGUACUCAGGUCUUGUAUGGCUCUCAGGUCUUGCGCGAGAUGUUCAGUGAAAAUAGUAAACUGCUUUUACGAUUUCCCAUCGCUAGAACAAAACUACUUUUGGCGUUCCAAGAUUCGUUUGCUUCAUUUAUUUAGAUCUCAUUAGAGCUUUUUCAUUGACCCUGAAAACAAACAAAAGCCACAAUUCGGGGUCUUGCGAUCCUAUGUUUGUUUUCGUUAGGAUCGGAACAGAUUAUGAACCAGUUUCGAUAUACCCGAAUAAUCUUUUAUUUUUGCAUCCUUCUACAUUUGAAAAUCAUGAUUCACUCAGGUCUUGCGCCAGGUAAACUUUGUAAUUAUGAAUUAAUUUGAUCAUACCAUGUCUAGAGAACGUUCCAUUAUGAUGACGUCCUGUGGAGCAAUUACAAACCUUUCAACCUUGAAGGAGGAAAGACUGGGUUUGACUCAAAUGAGACAAAGUUACCGACUUACUGGGACACAUCUUUCACCAGGAUCUGUCUCGGUAUGAAAAUCGGCGAACAGGAAAACUUUACUGCCAUUAACAAGUCGGCUAGCUCGCUAUACUCACUCAUCGCCGAUGGGAAAUACCGCGCCACCUCACUGGGUCGUAAUACAUGGAAGAAGCUGAUUGGCUCACGAGCCUCUCUGCAGCGGAACUGCAACAAAGAAGGGUUCAAUGCGGUUGGCGAAAAUCACUCUCAUUCGAAAGCAAGAAUCGGUUAUAUUGCUAACCAAGAAAAUGAUUGUCGUACUUGUGAUUCCAGAAUUGGAUUUGGUACUGGGGGAUAUCACGAUGACUUCAACACGUGUGGUAACCAAGCAACGCAUAACCCAGAUAACGGCAACAGACAUAUUAGAGCUAUGGGAUAUAUUUUGGUGCAGUAA
This is a messenger RNA of Pocillopora meandrina, 1029 nucleotides long. The record is from the annotation of a GenBank genome assembly. Lineage: Eukaryota; Metazoa; Cnidaria; Anthozoa; Scleractinia; Pocilloporidae.